CAACCAAUCCACCGCGGGACACGUAAGCAGGCAGUCUAUUUUCGACUGCCUUCGACUCUACACGCGUUACAGGACACCCUCCCUUAUCCCGUAGCUCUCUAUCGUAGUACACGAAAAAAUUUUACCUGUGGUCCCCAACAUGUUAUAACUCUUCCACGUUGUGUAUGUGUUCUUCAUCCAGAACCAGAAAAAAUUAAACACUCAGGAAAAAGAAGAUGCGCCGAUUGGACCGAUGGAUCAAUUACGCAGGCAAUCAUCGAUCAUGCUUCAGUUUCGGCAUCAUCUUGAUCGUCAUUCAUUUGGUUCUGGUAGCCGAACGGGUCUAUCGAUACAGACAUUCGGGUGCGUGGAUUGUAAUCGCCAGGUCAUCAGGUCAGUGUCUUCAUUUUAACUGUGCACUGGUUCUGUUACUUACGCUCCGGAGAAGCUUCACAUGGCUCCGUUCAAAAGGAAUGGACUGGCUUCUACCGCUUGAUCGGACCAUCUACUUCCAUAAAAUGAUCGGAUGGCUCAUCUGUGUCUUCAGUGUGGUCCACACGUUGGCUCACAUCAUUAACUACGGAAUCAUGAGUCGAGGAAAUGGAGCCAAAAUGAAGGAUUACCUUUUCGACAAGACCGCUGGUUGGAUUCCCGGAAUAGUAACACCCAGUGGUUUCGCAAUUUUGUUUCUCCUAUUCAUCAUGGGUCUCUUUUCUCAUCGUUUGGUCCGGAAGUCGGGUCGUUUUGAGCUAUUCUACUGGACCCAUAUGUUGUGCCUUCCUUUCUUCUUUUUGAUGAUCAUGCAUGCUGGCAACGUUUGGAAGUGGCUCGUCGGACCUCUAUGUCUUUUCGCUGCUGAGAUCGGCUAUCGGAUUGGAUUUAUUUGUUGUUCAGAGCGAGGUAGGACCAAGGUCACCUCGCUCCAACUGUUACCUAAUCAGGUGGUGCGACUAAAAAUUGAACGUCCACCGGAUUUCGAGUUUCACGCCGGAGAUUACGUUUACGUCAACAUUCCUCGAGUGGCCAGGUUCGAAUGGCAUCCGUUCACAAUCAGCAGUGCCCCCGAACAUGAAGAUUACAUGACGCUUCAUGUGAGAGUCGCGGGUGGAUGGACGGGGCGGCUUUACUCUAUGUGUCAAGAAGACGCCGAACGCCUAGAACGAAAACAAUCCAGACAUAGAAUUGUUCAGCAACAGAUCUCCGAUAAAUUAAGUCCAUUCCAGUCCAUGCCGAUGCACUUGGAGAAGUCAGUUAUGCCGAUCAUGCUGGAUGGCCCAUACAGUGGCUCGGCAAUGCGCGCAUGGAAUUGUCGCCAUGCUCUUUUUAUUGCCGGCGGAAUAGGUGUAACACCGUUCGCUUCUCUUCUCCAAUCUCUGGUGAGCAGAUACCAGAGUGCGAUGAAUGCCUGCCCACAUUGCCAUCAAUCCUGCUGCACGAAUGUUCCCAGUUCCCUGGGUAAACUUCGUCAUGUGGACUUCAUGUGGGUUAAUAGGGAUCUCCUCAGUUUCCAGUGGUUUUUGGAGCUUCUACUGGACUUGGAUAAAGAACAGUCCGUCAGAGGCAGCGUUAUGGAGAAUUUCCUCGAUAUCCAGCUGUUUCAGACGGGCACUAAAACGAUGCCCGAUCCCCAUGAGCCAUGUGCCAGUUGCCGCGAAUCUCUAGCAGUUACUCCGCAGUUACAAACAGACCUUCUCGAUGCCAACGUGAUUGUCCCAUCAGCACCAGCCUCUCAGGUGACGGGUAGAUGCCCCUAUUGCACAAUCCGACAAGUGAAGCACUUACUCAACUACGGUCGGCCUAUUUGGGAUGAGGUAUUCAGAGACGUGGCUCUACGCAGUGGUGGCCGAGUGACUGUCUUCUAUUGUGGCCCCGCAUCCAUGGCCCGCGUUGUCAUGGCACAAUGCAAAAAGUUCGGUUUCACGUUCACCAAAGAAAUCUCCUGAACAAAAAUUACGAUUUCAAUAAGAAAACAAUAAAACAAAACACAAAAAAAAAAGAUCUAUACGGCUACACGGGACAGAAGUUUAAAGGCAACUUACCACACCUUCUAAUCUCAUGUGAUAUGUACAUUGGAUGACGUAAUGCGAAAAAAAAAAAACAUUUUAAAUCCUCGCAAACCGAAAAGUGCUAAUAAGAAAUAUUGGCACGCAAAAUUCAGCGAGAAGAUGUGAAUACUUCCACCGUAUGGAUAUUGUUUGAGUUACUAAAAUGAUCGGAAUUUGUAUUACACUUUUUAUACUUACGUAAGUCACUAACGGCAAUAAACAUGAGCGUUUUUGCAUGUAA
Molecule: messenger RNA, 2265 nt
Organism: Daphnia magna
Lineage: Eukaryota; Metazoa; Arthropoda; Branchiopoda; Diplostraca; Daphniidae
Product: NADPH oxidase 5
Exons: 10
Coding region: 216-1922 (568 amino acids)
Biological process (GO): defense response; superoxide anion generation
Cellular component (GO): NADPH oxidase complex; plasma membrane
Molecular function (GO): superoxide-generating NAD(P)H oxidase activity
Source: RefSeq, a predicted model, not a curated record